Penaeus monodon (black tiger shrimp) is the source of this 518-nucleotide messenger RNA. Its product is annotated as vitelline membrane outer layer protein 1 homolog. NCBI's taxonomy places the organism in Eukaryota, Metazoa, Arthropoda, Malacostraca, Decapoda, Penaeidae. The record is from RefSeq and is a predicted model, not a curated record. Bases 63 to 503 code for a protein of 146 amino acids. The transcript is spliced from 3 exons.
AGGUUUUAUAUAUCGAGAGGCAAUGCCAUUCCCACCAUCACUCUCGCGGCGUCUCUGCUAUCAUGAACACAGACGCCUGGUUUGUCGUCCUCGCCUUCUGCUGCGCCUUCGUCAGCGCCGCCGCCCCAGACCCCUCAUCUUGGGUGACCCUUGCCGAGGACGAUGCGCCACGAAGACAGAUCACCGCCGAGUUGUUCCUGAACAACGGCAUGGACUGGGGUGUGUGGGGCGAGGCUGAAUUCUGCCCCGAAGGAAGCUUUGCUCAUGCCUUUGAAGUCAAGCUCGAGAUCUACAGUGCUACAGAUGACACGGCUGUCAACGCUGUCAAGCUCUACUGCAGCACUCCAGCCGAACAUGACACCGGCUAUGCCAUGUCAACGGAAGGACGGUUUGGAGACUGGAUGGGUGAGUCACAACGCUUGGGAACAGAAAUUGUUAAAGAAAAAGAAAGAAAGAAAAAAAAAUAUUGCCAAGCCUCUCUCUCAAUCAGAUGUUGCCGUUAAAUCAAUUGUCAUAAU